UUUGUAUGUAUGAACUAGCGAGAGAACGUAGAGGACGUUAUAUGCUUGUGUUGAGCAAAAUACAGAGCUUGCAUCCAUGGCCAGCCUCGAUCCCACGGGUGUGCUGGGAGCGCUUGUUUCUGAAGCUGUCAGAGAAGUGAUUGGGCUUGCCAAGUCUGCCAUUCAUUGCAAGAAGAAGUGCAGGGAGUUGGAAGAUUCAUUGACCAAAGCAUCAGAUCUGCUAGGUGAAAUGAAUUCUGCUGCCGAGGGCUCUCUGAGCUCCUCACAACUGGAUUCCUGGCUGAAAGCCCUCCAAGCCAAGGUUGAAGAGGCUAAACCUCUUGUUCUUGAAUGUCAGUCUCUGCAAAAUCCCAUUCUAGAUGGCCGAAAGAGGAUACAGCUUGCUACCAAGAUCGAACACUGUUCCAAGGCGAUCCAUGGGCACUUGGCUGCAGCUUCUCUACAUCUUGGCGUUGAGAUUCUGAAGAACAUUGAUACAUUGAAGAAGCACAAUGAGGUCCCGUCUAAUGUCGUUCCAAAGGAAGAACAGCAUGUUGUUCCUCUGGAUAAGCACAUUUUCGGUAUGGAAGAGACGCUGGAGCGGGUUGUAUCAGACUUGCUGGAGUCCCCUAUAAGCAGGAAGUGGGUUGGAGUCCAUGGAGCAGGAGGUGCUGGAAAAACACUCCUGGCCAAACGAGUAUGUGACAACGAUCAAGUCAAGGGGCGUUUCGAUCCAGUUUUGUGGCUAACAUUCGGUCAGUCGGUUCAGGUGGAAGCAAAGCAAGACGAACUUGCCAAAAAAAUCCAACUAGAAGGCGAUAAGAUCAGCAAUGAAGCACUGAGGAGGGGGCUUGUUGGGAAGAGAUGCUUGCUAGUGUUGGAUGAUGUCUGGAAGUUCAACGAUGUGAAUCUCUUUGAUGUGGUGCAAGAGAAUGGAAGCAAGAUCUUCAUUACCACUCGAAAACAUGAUGUGCUUGACAGUAGAGGUGCAAUCAAAACCGAGAUGGGGCUCUUGGGAAAGGAAGACAGCAUGAAGUUGUUCGCAGUCCACGCAUUCCCAAACCAAAAUCACGCUCAAGUCAGCAAGGCAGUGGUGGAGCAAGUUGUGGAAAAGUGUGGGGGGCUUCCACUGGUCUUGGAGGUAAUUGGCAGGAGAAUGGCAGCCACACAAGAUUGGGACUACGUUCUGAGCAAACUCAAGGAUCAGCAAGUUAUUGCUCUUGAUGAGGAAGAACAGGUACUGCAGCGACUCAAGCUGGGUUACGAUGCAUUAUUGCCUCUUCGCAUCCAGCAGCACUUUCUCUUCUUUGCUGCAUUUCCAGAAGACUGGCCGAUUCGAUUUUGGGAGCUGUUCAGGUGUUGGAAAGGGGAAGGGCUGGUUGCCAACACAGCAGAGGCCAAGAAUGUUUUAGAAAGGCUCAAGAAUCACGCACUUAUCACUGAAGAAGGAAAAGACCGGCCAGGGGAGAAUAAGAGGUACAGGAUUCACAAUGCGAAAGCAGAAAGCUAUUUGGGAAAUAGGAGGUACAGGAUUCACGAUGCGUUGCUGGCUCUUGCUUUGCACAUCCUGGAACAAGAAGGCCCCAAGUGUUAUUUCAAGGCUGGGCAGUCGCAGAUGAGGGAUGUGGGGGACGCCUUCACGAGUAACUACAGCAGGAUUUCACUGUUUGAGUGUGGAAUUUCGGAAAUCCCUCUGCCUAAGAAGAACAGGGUCAAAGUUUCCAGCACCACUUGCCUGCUCUUGGAUUAUAAUCUCGAUCUCACUGCAUUGCCAAGCCUCUCUCUUUUCAAAGGCUUGAAGGUUUUGUGCCUGAGUCACACUGAGGUGGUAAGUCUGCCACAUAGCAUUGGACAGCUCAAGACUCUGGAGACUCUGGAUUUGUCUUGGAAUGCUUCACUCAAAAGCAUCCCAGAUUCACUGGGCAACUUGGCGAAUUUAUCAUAUUUGAAUUUGCAAGACUGUCCGAAACUCAAGUCUUUCCCUGUGGAUGCUUUGCUCAAACUCACCAAGCUGGUCUACUUAAACGGAGGUGCAUGUUUUACAAUGUGGACAUGCCACAGGCUGCAUCAUCGGUUUUUGAAACAUCUGAAAUGCGUAAACAGAAGGCUUGGAAGGGAUGGGAUGUUUCAAGCAUUGACAGAGUUGGAGGUGUUGAUUAUCAAAGCACAUUUGGGUAUUGGCGUGCCCACCAUUUCUCAACUGGCAUCACUCAAGGUCCUCAACAUCGACACCUGUCCCUCCUUGAAGGACCUCUCCAUCUCGUUCCUUCCAAAGCUAGAGACAUUUACUCUAGGUUUCUGCGACGAAGUGACCACCAUCAACAUAUCCGAGUGCCCAUCACUGAGAGUUGUUCAUAUCGAGUACAUUCACAGGCUUGCCCGUGUUGCAUUCGGUGGCAAGUUCCCACGACUUGAAGAAAUAAUCCUUGAAGGACUUCAACAGCUGUCAGAUGUCUCUUUAGGUGCCGUGGAUGCCUUCCCACAGCUGAUGCAGCUGCAAAUACAAGGCUGUUGUAUUGACCAAUUACCAGAAUGGUUCGCUUCACUCACAACAUUGAGAACUCUGAGAUUAAUUUUUUUGGGGAAGUUGGAUGUGAUACCCGAUGGUGUUGCAAGGCUUCCUCUGCUAAGAAGGCUUGAUCUGCAAGGUUGCGAGAAGAUCCGCGUGUUACCCUUUGCAGAUUCUGAGGACAGCUCCUUCUAUCCAUCCCUGAAGUACUUACGCUUAUGCAACACAUCCGUCUCUCGAAAGCACCUCUCGCAACGCCUUCGAAAAAUUGCAGAGUUACGUUUUUUAGAAGAUGAGGACCUCUGCAAUAACCAAAUCUCAAAUUAACGAAGCUUUGGAACAACAUUGUGCAAACCUGCGAAGGGUAACAAUCUGCAAAGAGUCCAUCUUUCAUGAUCAGUGUCAUGUUGGCAGUACUCCAGUUCAACCUGGAAAACGAACACACAGAAUCAUAGUAAACCUCGUUUUACCUCGAGCAAACAAACCAGCACCCCAUCUUAAGAGUGCUCCACCGGGAAAGAAGAGCAUCUCGCCCGCGAUCUGACGAAGCCGAGCGUGGUAUUCCCCGAGGAAUCCACCGCUGCGCGGCCUGGCGGCUGCUGCUGGUGGAUGCUGUUGGCGAUAUCCACGCAGGUGUUCCAGAUCCGGUACCUCAGCUUCCACAUUUGCAGCCGCUGCUCCUCGGAGAGCUCGGAUUUGAGGCCAAGCACGCAUUCUUGGAGCUCGGAGAAGUCUGCUCGAUGUCGCAAACGAGGCGCUCGAUUCUCCGCAGCGGAUUCACAUUAGCCUCAUCGCCGAUCCCUGGAUCACCAAGUACCUCCGAGAUGAGCAUCGUGAGACGCUCGUCCUCCCGCGCCAUAAACCCUAACCUUUUCCUCUUUGUUAACCGAUCGGUGCGCCAGCAAUGGAGGCGCGGAAGGUAUGGAAUCUCUCGUAGUUGCCGCUUCACAGCGUUAGCUUCCAGUCUUAGCACUGUUGAGCUUGAGCAAGAUUUUCCGCGAGAGCUCGAGAGGACGGAUCCAGAGAGCUCCCUCGGCGUCAUGUCGACGACGAAAUUCCCAAAUCGUCUUCGCCAACGAUACGCUACCUUCUCAAGAGGAGUGGGUAUCGACAUGCUCUUUUCAGUGGCAUCGUCACACUCAUCAUGGGAGGGUUGGUUUUUUCCUUCAUUUGAUCUUUUUUCUUCGGGUUGCAGAGCGGUCCUUCUCAAAUGCAUUCACUGCCACAGGAAUUGUCUGCGGCUUCCUGAUAAUGCUCGUUGUGGCCUCGGCAGAUACUUACACUUGUGAUCAGCUUCUCAGACAAGCUUAUUCUCGAUUAUGAGUCUCUUGCUUUCCACAUUGGUGGGAAGUGGUGGAAGCUUGCUACCGAAAUUAGCAUAGUGGUUCUGCCCAUUGGGACCAUUAUAGGCAGCAUUCAGGAAGUCAGUGAAGCUGCUGUCAUCGGCAUUGAAAACAUCACUUCCAAUGUUAACAGGUAUAAUUUUCCAAACAGGUGGUGCUUCGUGCUUUUGUUAUUGCCGUUGCGUUGCAGCCCUAACCACACUGUAAAACGUCAACAAAUGUAAGCAACAGUUACAUUUCCUUGCUGACAUUGUUUUCUAUUUUCUUUACUCUCGAGCUCUCGGAAUCACUGGAAUCCAUUCUUGAUGGCUAGAGUCAUGUUGAUACUGUAACGGGGCUCUGUGUCUGAUGCCAUCUCGAACUUAAACUCUGGCAACAGAGCAGCUACCAGAGACUUCAUUUGCAGCGUAGCCAUAGACAGGCUGUCUGCCAAACCAGCCGAGAGGGCCGAGACGUCGUCAAAGUCGUCCGCGAAAGACAUAUCGCCGCGCUCGAGAAGCCCGUCACCGGCCCGUCCCGUGACGCCUCCCAGGGCCUCGCCUCCCAGGCUCGUCGACGAGCUCAAGCUCCAGCUAGAAAAGGGGGAGAUGCUCAAGAGAACCAUCCCGGCAAAUGCUGGAUCAGCAGCAGCAGCAGCACCGAGGCAGUGGAUUGGUGUGUAGAGGCGGUGGAGAUGAUUCGCAGUGCCAAGUUUUAAAGGUUUUGGACUGUGGAAGGCAGCAGCAGCAAGCUAAGAACAGGCCAAACUCACAGACACACACACACACACACAGACACUCUCCUCUUUACCAAGUGAGAAAACAAAGAGAGUAUAGCUUAUAUGUGAUACUUAUAACUCUUCCAAAAUUUCUCUCUCUUUCUAUAGUUUUUUUCUCAUCUGGAGAGCAUUUUCGCUUGAUGGAAAGUUGAUCACAAACAAUGCCCUCGGAAAGAUUGUGGAGGGUUGUUUUGUAUAGAACAGACAAAAGCAAAGAAAAAUACUGUGAUUAAAACUCU
Molecule: messenger RNA, 4827 nt
Organism: Selaginella moellendorffii
Lineage: Eukaryota; Viridiplantae; Streptophyta; Lycopodiopsida; Selaginellales; Selaginellaceae
Product: probable disease resistance protein At1g61300
Exons: 7
Coding region: 77-2815 (912 amino acids)
Biological process (GO): cell surface receptor signaling pathway; defense response to fungus
Molecular function (GO): ADP binding; protein binding
Source: RefSeq, a predicted model, not a curated record